Prosopis cineraria is the source of this 1312-nucleotide messenger RNA. RefSeq names its product phosphomannomutase. Gene Ontology annotation, biological process: protein N-linked glycosylation; mannose metabolic process; GDP-mannose biosynthetic process. Gene Ontology annotation, molecular function: phosphomannomutase activity. Gene Ontology annotation, cellular component: cytosol. NCBI's taxonomy places the organism in Eukaryota, Viridiplantae, Streptophyta, Magnoliopsida, Fabales, Fabaceae. The coding region runs from base 425 to 1183 and encodes 252 amino acids. The transcript is spliced from 12 exons. The record is from RefSeq and is a predicted model, not a curated record.
UGGUUCAGUGGUGCCGUGGGUGUCUAAGAUCAAGAUCAGAACUUCCUUCCUCUUCACUUCGAUCGUGACCGACAGUGAGAGAGAGGCAGAAAUCCAAACGCUUCCGCGCCUUCUCUGCCUUCUUUCUCGUUCGUCGCCGGCGUCCGUGACAGUGCCGGAAUCCUCCCCCUCCUCCUCUGUUCGAGCAACUGUGGGUGUUCGUGUAGUCCUGUGUGUUCUCCGAUCUGCUCUGUUUUGCUCUUCCCUGCUCUGCGUCGUUCUCCGAUCUCUGUCCGUGUAGUCGUGCGUGUUCAGGCCUCCCGCUGACAGUGUUGCAGCGUGUAUGUAUCAGGUUCCCUCUCCCCUGUGCAGCUCGUGACCUUCUUCUUCUCCUUCUUUCCUACGUGGUUGGUGAUCAAAGGUUAUUUGCACUACAUAAGCAUUAAUGGCUGCAAGGACUCCUGGCUUAAUUGCUUUAUUUGAUGUUGAUGGGACUCUCACAGCUCCAAGGAAGGUGGCCACCCCAGAGAUGUUAAACUUCAUGCAAGAACUACAGAAGGUUGUAACAGUUGGAGUUGUGGGAGGAUCUGAUCUCGUAAAGAUAUCUGAGCAGCUUGGAAACACAGUCAUCAGUGACUAUGAUUAUGUAUUCUCUGAAAAUGGUCUUGUGGCACACAAGGAGGGAAAACUCAUUGCGACCCAGAGCUUGAAGUCAUUUCUUGGGGAAGAAAAGCUCAAGGAAUUUAUAAAUUUUACACUUCAUUACAUUGCUGACUUGGAUAUUCCUAUCAAGAGGGGAACAUUUAUAGAAUUCCGUAGUGGAAUGCUGAAUGUUUCACCAAUUGGUCGAAACUGUAGCCAAGAAGAAAGAGAUGAAUUUGAAAAGUAUGACAAGAUUCACAACAUACGCCCAAAAAUGGUUUCUGUCCUACGUGAGAAGUUUGCUCAUCUGAACUUAACAUUUUCGAUUGGAGGACAGAUAAGUUUUGAUGUUUUCCCUCAAGGUUGGGAUAAAACUUACUGCUUGAGAUACCUUGAUGGCUUCAAUGAAAUCCACUUCUUUGGUGACAAAACCUACAAGGGUGGGAACGACCAUGAAAUUUAUGAAUCAGAGAGAACAAUUGGGCAUAUCGUUACUAGUCCUGAAGAUACAAUGAAGCAAUGUAAAGCACUCUUCAUGGGAAACCCUGACAACAAUUCUUAAGAUUAUUGCAGCAAUAUUUUGUAUGCUUUACUGAACAAAUGCCUUGCGGGGCCCGUUAAAUGUUAUUUUUGUGUUGUAUAAUGGCAGAGGAUUACAAUGACAAUAUAAUUCCUGUUUGUUUUUAUUUUA